AUGCCUUACACUCUCAAAAUCGCAGCUAAAGCACCCGUUGUGGACUAUGCUUUGCUCACAGCUAGUGCUUUCAUCAAUGAAUCCGAUGCUGAUACCAUCAAAGUUGAGUAUAUCAACGAGAAAACCAUUGCUGAUACGAAACUCUCUGCCCAGCUUUUGAAAGGUGAUGAAGUUGUUGCAUCUUCUUCAGAUGAGAUCUUGAAUGCUGUUGCCUCUACUUUCCCUAAUGUUCUUUUGGCAAAAGAGUCCUCCGCGGAAUGGAUCAAGUUCGCGUAUGAGAAAUUGACCGUCAAGAACUUCAAAGAGUUAUCUAAGGACUUGGAGAAAUUGGACGCCCACUUGAACUUCCGUUCUUUCAUUAUAGGCUACAAAAUUACUACUGCCGAUAUUGCUGUCUGGGGAUGCUUGCGUGCAAACCCAGUGAUGGGAUCUGUUAUUAGAAACAGUGUCUACAUUAACGUUUCAAGAUGGUACCACUUUUUGGAGGCUGAUAAGAGGUUCGGUGACAUGGCCACUGUUUUGUCCAAGGCUAUGAACGAACUGAAGAAGGAGGCCAAACAGAAACAGGGUGGUAAAAAAAUCCACAAGGCCAACUUUGAUAUUGACUUACCGGGUGCUAAGGACGGAGAAGUCGUCACCAGAUUCCCUCCUGAACCUUCGGGAUACUUGCACAUCGGUCAUGCCAAAGCGGCCAUUUUGAAUGACACCAUUGCCAAGGCAUAUCACGGCAAGUUAAUCAUCCGUUUCGAUGAUACCAAUCCAUCUAAGGAAUCUCAGGAGUUCGAGGAUGCUAUCUUGGAUGAUUGCAAGACCUUGGGAAUUGUUGGUGACAGAAUUACGCAUUCUUCCGAUUACUUCGAUGAGAUGUACAACUACGCCAUCACUAUGAUUAAGGAGGGUAAAGCUUACUGUGAUGACACUCCAUUGGAGAAGAUGCGUGCUGAAAGAAUGGAUGGUCUUAAGUCUGCUCGUCGUGAUCGUUCUGUUGAAGACAACUUGCAUAUUUUCACCGAGGAGAUGAAGAACGGUACUGAAGAAGGUUUGAAGAACUGCUUGCGUGCUAAAAUUGACUAUACGAACAAGAACAAGGCUCUUCGUGAUCCAACCAUCUACAGAUGCAACUUGAAGCCUCAUCAGAGAACUGGCGAUAAAUGGAAAAUCUAUCCAAUCUACGACUUCUGCGUUCCUAUUGUUGAUUCGUUGGAAGGAGUUACGCAUGCUUUGAGAACCAUUGAGUACAGCGACAGAAACUCCCAGUACGAGUGGAUGUUGGAGGCCUUGCAUUUGAGAAAGGUGUACGUCUGGGACUUUGCUCGUGUCAACUUCGUUCGUACUUUACUCUCCAAGAGAAAGUUGCAAUGGUUUGUCGACAAGAAGUUGGUGCCUGGUUGGGACGAUCCUCGUUUCCCCACCGUUAGAGGUAUUAUGAGAAGGGGUAUGACUGUAGAGGGUCUUAGAAACUUCAUUUUAGGCCAGGGACCUUCUAGAAAUAUCAUCAACUUGGAUUGGAACAUCAUCUGGGCUGCAAAUAGAAAGGUCAUUGACCCUAUUGCCACUAGAUUGAUUGCCUUAGAUAGUGAAAACAUUGUUCCCGUUACUUUAAAGGACGGCCCCGAGUUACAUACUGAGCAGAAGCCUAAACACAAGAAGAAUCCUAAGCUUGGUAGCAAGGAUAUCUACUUUUCAUCUAAUCUCUUGCUUGAACAGGAGGAUGCUGUCGCUCUUAAGGAAGGUGAAGAAAUCACCUUCAUGGACUGGGGUGACUGCAUUAUCGAAAAGAUUGAUAAGGAUGACAAGGGUGUCGUUAAGGCCAUAUCUGCUCAGCUAUUUUUGAAUGGAGACUACAAGAAGACAGAGAAGAAACUCACAUGGUUAGCUGCAGAGAAGACAGUUCCUGUUGUGUUGAAAGACUUUGACCAUUUAAUUACCAAGGAUAAGUUGGAGGAGGGUGAUAACUUUGAGGACUUUCUCACUCCUCAGACCGAGUUCACUGCUAAAGCUAUUGCCGAUACUAAUGUCGAGAACUUGAAGGUUGGUGAUAUUAUCCAAUUUGAGAGAAAGGGCUUUUUCAGAUUAGAUUCCGAUAAGGAUGGUCAGAAGAUCUUUUUCAGUGUUCCUGAUGGAAGAAACAAGAGCAGAAUUUAG
This is a messenger RNA of Brettanomyces nanus, 2145 nucleotides long. It is a transcript of the gene GUS1, whose product is annotated as glutamate--tRNA ligase. Gene Ontology annotation, biological process: glutamyl-tRNA aminoacylation; translation. NCBI's taxonomy places the organism in Eukaryota, Fungi, Ascomycota, Pichiomycetes, Pichiales, Pichiaceae. Gene Ontology annotation, cellular component: cytosol; methionyl glutamyl tRNA synthetase complex; cytoplasm. The coding region runs from base 1 to 2145 and encodes 714 amino acids. Gene Ontology annotation, molecular function: glutamate-tRNA ligase activity; ATP binding. The transcript has a single exon. The record is from RefSeq and is a predicted model, not a curated record.